Molecule: messenger RNA, 4890 nt
Organism: Procambarus clarkii (red swamp crayfish)
Lineage: Eukaryota; Metazoa; Arthropoda; Malacostraca; Decapoda; Cambaridae
Product: RING finger and SPRY domain-containing protein 1
Cellular component (GO): cytoplasm
Molecular function (GO): protein binding; ubiquitin-protein transferase activity
Source: RefSeq, a predicted model, not a curated record
AUAUUUUGACUUCCGGAAUUGUAUAUAUUCUGGCGCGCGUCGGACGUCACUUGUUUCUUGUUUACCUCGGGAUGUGAUGUGAUGAAGGGAAGAUAAUAUUGGUGCCUGAUGAGUCCCGAUUGUGUUGGUGGAGCCAGUGGGGAGAUGGUGUUCGAGUGGAGCAAUUACUGAUGUGUCCCAGUCAAAUUACCUAUUAAUAAUGUAUAAACGAGGCUUUUGUUCGAACAAUAACAUGAGACAUACAAGAACUAAAUUAAGGUUAAUUGUACCAUGAUCUAGAUGGAACAGGAGUACCAAUGUGUGGAGUGUGUGUGAAUUAGUGAUGGGGACGUGUUGUUGCAAGACACAGCCUGAGCCUGGCAGUAAUGAUGACAUCAUCAUCAACAGAGAAGAUAUAGAGUUCAUUUCGGGAUCGGUCAGCGAAGAUGGCAUCAACAGUACAGCUCUCUCGAAUCUUACGGACAAGUUUGUGUUGGACACUGUGGCAGUCAUAAGGACCUUAGUGGACAAUGAUCAGGAUCCUCCACCCUCAAUGCUUCAGCUGCACUCCAUAGCAGACAAGGAAGCUGGUUGGCUUGUAGUUGUGCGGUCGAUGGUGCAAGUAAUUCCCCUGAAUGACCCUCUUGGGCCAGCUGUCAUCACACUCCUGCUGGACGACUGCCCAUUACCCAGCAAGGAAACAGUCGUUCAUCUGAGCAAGUUUUUCAAGUUGGGUGGCGAUAGUGCAGGGGAUAGUUGGAAGGAGCCCCGCCUUCAUCGCAACAUUUGUGUUGUCUUGGGGUGUAUUGCUGAGAAACUUGCUGGCCCAGCCUCCAUAGCACUGCUCACCCACACUACCCUCCAGUACUUGGUGGCACACUUGAAUGAGAGUAACCAUCCGUGUGUGAUCCUCUUCGCACUGAUAGCCCUCGAGAAGUUUGCCCAGACGAGUGAGAACAAGACGAGUAUCAGGCAGUGCCUCAGUCAGGGUGUGUGUAACCCACUUAGGACGCUAGAAUCAUGGAUGAAUCACACAGACUUUGUGCACCGCCAAGUUGGUUUCUGUGCACAAUGGUGUCUUGACAACUUGUUUAUAUGCGAAGGCCGUCCAUACUCCUAUGAAAAUGUUGAUACAACUCACCUAAAUGCUAUGUUAAAUAACAAUGACGUUAGUGAAUACCUCAAAAUCUCUCCUGAUGGAUUGCAGGCACGCUGUGAUGCAUCAUCAUUUGAAAGUGUUCGGUGUACGUUCCAAGUUGAUACAGGAGUGUGGUACUAUGAAGCCACUAUUAUAACUGCUGGUGUGAUGCAGAUAGGCUGGGCUACGAAAGACAGCAAGUUUCUCAAUCAUGAAGGAUAUGGGAUAGGUGAUGACGAGGUGUCUGUAGCUUAUGAUGGAUGCAGGCAAUUGUUUUGGCAUAAUGCCCAGAGUGAGAGUCACACGCACCCAAGCUGGCAGCCGGGUGACGUGCUCGGUUCCCUCCUGGACCUAAACAAGGCUCAGGUCAUCUUCUAUCUCAACGGUGAUCCUUUACCACCUCUCACCCAAGUCUUUAAAAAUGCAACUUGUGGAUAUUUUGCUGCUGCCAGCUUCAUGUCCUUCCAGCAGUGCGAGUUCAACUUCGGAAAAAAAUCGUUCAUUUAUCCCCCAAAGGACAUUCCCUUCCAGAGCUUUAAUGACCAUGCCUAUCUCAAAGACAGUGAGAAGAUUAUAUUACCCAGACACAUCAGGCUUCAGAAGCUGCGUGCCAUGAGUGUCGAGGAAGGAGCGUGCACUCUGUGUUUUGAUGAGAGUGCCGCUGUUACUCUCCUGCCAUGCACUCACAGAGGGUUCUGCAACAGAUGUGCUCUGCAACUAGAUUAUUGUCCUAUGUGUCGGCGGCAUAUUGAGGAGAGAAGAGAAGUGGAGGAGAAGCCAAAUGCUGAGGAGGAUGUCACAUGACCCACGGAAUAUACUGACACCACCUUGAAGACAUUUCCAUCACAGAUAGCCUGAAUCCUGGAGAUUGGUUGAACACGUAGCUGUUGAAAGUUACCCUGUACAACAGUGUAGUGGAACUGUGGCUGUUUUGUACAAAAUUUACUUUGAUCAUUGAUUUCAAAAUGGUCAUGGGAUGUUGCAGCCAAUUAUUGAUAAAUGCGCACGAGUAUAAUGGGAAGACACCUGCAGAACUGACUUUCUAAGUUUUUUAUAUAAUUGUUAUGCAUUACAAUGUUAAUUAUUUACCCUUAAAUGUGGUGGUCAGCUCUGCAUUGUCCUUUUGCUAUCUGGAUACCUUUUAUAGGAAUCAAAUAGAUUAUAAUAUUAUAAGUAAUGUAGGUAGAUGAUGAGCAUAGGCAUUACUAAAUAGAAUGAUCUGUAGCCAGUAAAUAUGCUCUUUUUUUUUUUUUUACUUAAUUUUAUUAAAUGUAUCCUGUUAUUUAAUUUAUAUAUUCAGUUGCUUUAGCGACAUCUGACUUGUCAUCUUGUUGACAACAAAAAUUUUUUGCAUUUAUAUGUGUCGUAUCAGCCAAGCUUAUACAAAUGAUAUUUAGGAUAUCUUGAGCAGCUGUGAUUGAGAAGUUAACACUUUGCAUCACACAUGAGAAAAAGUUGAUGGCCUUCUCUUAACAUUGAAAGAAUUGAGCAUUGGUGACAUGAUAUAUUAUGAUCAUUCUGUUGGCCCGGGCUUUUACCGCACGACGCCAAGCUCAUAUUAUUGCUAACCCAGACAGUGAGAUUCAGUGUAAAAGAAUUUAGCAUUUCUAAAUGUACAGUAAGUGUAAAGAACAUUUAUUUUAAAUCUUGAAAAUUAUGCUACAUGUUGUUUUGUGCUACUGCCAUGUGUUGGUCACUCAAAGACAGAUUUGGUGUAGUUAGAAAUUGAGUCAUUUGUAUUUAGUAUAUUUCUCAAGUAUUGAGAAAAGUAAGAAAUCAUUUGUCACAAUUUUAUUAUAGCAUUUUGGGUUUUCAGAUUUUUUAGUAUUAAAGUGUGAGAAAGAGUGUAAUCUGGAGUGAAAGAUGUUACUUCUGCCUGAGGAUCAGUAUUGGUUACAAUUUGGCCGUGCUUGCAAGGACAGGUAAAUAUAACCUUAGCGUAUUGAAAAAAAAGGUAAUUUAAAGUAUUACUCUCUAUAUGGUGGUACAGUACGUUAUAUACUGACCAAACAUUGUUAAAGAGCAUAAAGGAUGGUGUCGUGUAAAAGAACCUGUAAUUGCAGCAGUUUGAACGACCUGUGUGAAGUGUGAUGACUGCUGUGUGCGAGUACACCUGAACAAUCGCCUGCAUGUGUCUGUUGACGUGUGGUUACACAAGGACUAUACAGUGCCCUCUAGGUUGGCAACCAGGCCCUAAAAUAACAAUACCCACUUUCAUUUGUUAUGGCUUUUAUGCACGGAAUGUAUUCUUAAGAUGUUCUAGAUUAUGAAAUGUACAUAAAUGUAGAGAUGGUAUCCAGCCAGCAAUGACACAGUGCACGUUCUCGCGAGUGAUGGCUCCAGACGUUUGGGACGGCCGGUAGAUCAUAGAUUACUUCCAUGGUUGAAUUAGAUGUUCUUGAUUCAUGUUCAGAAGAAUCUUUUAAUUGUGGUUCUUUUUAUAUGUAAUUCUAUCGCUUUUUUAUUGGAACUGUAUAUAUGUAAAUAGGUUUUCAGGGGUGAUGUUGAGAAAAUAUGUUGUAAUUUCUAUAUCUUCAUGCAGACAUGUGUUGCAAACUAUUUCUUUUGUGCAUACAUAUGUUGCAAGCAGCAUAUCUUUGAGAAGACAUGUUGCAAGCUGUCUCUCUUCAUGUAGAUAUGUGUUGCAAGUGGUGUCCUUUCAUGCAGACAUGUUGCAAGUGGUGUCCUUAUGUGCUGACAUGUUGCAAGUGGUGUCCUUUCAUGCAGACAUGUUGCAAGUGGUGUCCUUAUGUGCUGACAUGUUGCAAGUGGUGUCCUUUCAUGCAGACAUGCGUUCAUUGAAUUCCUUCUUUUUCUCAUUAGUCAUAAUUAAGCCUGCUUUAUAUAUAAUACAUCAGUUAUAAAAACAAAUAAGACUUUUCACACACACAUUCAUAUUGAACAACAGUCCAGUAACCAUGUACAAGCUAAUCAGAAGGUGGAAUGGAAUAAAAGUGUUUUAGGUGUUCCGGUUGCAGCCUUGAUCGCCCCUUUGUUGAAGGGAAUUAUUCUAGCAAUACCAGGAUGUGUGCAUAUUGCAGAGGAUAACUCGUGCAGUAUCAGGAUGUGUGCAUAUUGAGGAGAUAACUCCGAGAGUUCCUGGAGGUACUGUCACUGUAUUCAUUAAUACCGUAUUGCUUUCUCUCAUUUGCAUUGCCAGAUUAUUGCUGUUAUUUACAAAACUACUUCCAAUAACCAAUUAGAAUAUAUAUACUGUAUAGCAUGUUUGUAUAUUGAAUAAAGCAUGUGUUGUUAAAUAUUUUUGCUGCUCUAAAUAAAUGUGACAAAUGUGCAGAACAGCUGAAAAGUUGAAGUUAAGGUUUUAUGUAUCAUCAUCUUGAUGGGGUCUCAUCAUGUUGGUUAUCUACUUGGUGGGCCUCAUCAUGUUGGUGAUCAUCUUGAUGGGGGUCUCAUCAUGUUGGUUAUCAUCUUGGUGGGCCUCAUCAUGUUGGCUAUCAUCUUGGUGGACCUUAUCAUGUUGGCUAUCAUCUUGGUGGGCCUCAUCAUGUUAGCUAUCAUCUUGGUGGGCCUCAUCAUGUUGGCUAUCAUCUUGGUGGGCCUCGUCAUGUUGGUUAUCAUCAUGGUGGACCUCGUCAUUUUAGUUAAUAAUUUACAAGCAUUUUAAUUUGAAAAAUUAUUAAAUUGAAUAUGUACAGUAUACAUUUUUAUUUUAGAAUACAGUAGUCACUGUGUGGUACUUGUUACCCCUUGAUUAUACAGUAUGUGUUUUAUUUUUGUCAUGUUUUAUAGCUAACAAUUAAAGUUUAUAUAAA